AGUGCAGAAAACCACGGUGAGGUGAAAAGGAGAGAAAAAAAAAUCAGUGUGUACAAUAACGCUAUUCUUGUGGGAAUCGAGUAGUUUUGGAUAGUCUGUUCUUCUGUCGGUAAAAAUGGGAAAUUGCCACACCGUUGGACCAAACGAGGCCCUGGUGGUUUCAGGUGGCUGCUGUGGCUCAGAUCAGAAGACGUAUAUGGUGGGAGGCUGGGCCUGGGCCUGGUGGCUCAUCUCUGACAUCCAGAGGAUAACGCUUGAGAUUAUGACCCUGCAGCCCAAGUGUGAGGAUGUAGAGACAGCGGAGGGUGUAGCUAUUACUGUCACUGGGGUGGCUCAGGUGAAGGUGAUGACAGAAAACGAACUGCUGGGUUACGCCUGCGAGCAGUUCCUAGGGAAGUCGGUCGUGGAGAUCAAGAGUGUCAUCUUGCAGACACUCGAGGGUCACCUGCGUGCCAUCCUUGGUACCCUAACUGUUGAGCAGAUUUACCAAGACAGAGACAAAUUUGCCGUCCUGGUGCGAGAAGUGGCAGCACCCGAUGUCGGCCGCAUGGGCAUCGAGAUCCUCAGCUUCACCAUCAAGGAUGUAUAUGACAAAGUGGAGUACCUGAGCUCGCUGGGAAAAACUCAGACAGCUGCAGUACAGAGAGAUGCAGACAUCGGAGUGGCAGAGGCAGAGAGAGACGCUGGCAUCAGGGAAGCUGAGUGUAAGAAAGAAAUGAUGGAUGUUAAGUUCCUAGCUGACACAAAAAUGGCCGACUCCAAAAGAGAGCUGGAAAUGCAGAAAGCCUCCUUCAACCAGGAAGUGAACACAAAGAAAGCAGAAGCUCAACUGGCGUAUGAGCUGCAGGCUGCCAAAGAGCAGCAGAAGAUCCGUCUGGAGGAGAUUGAAAUUGAGGUGGUGCAGAGGAAGAAGCAGAUUACAAUUGAGGAAAAGGAAAUCGACCGUACAGACAAGGAGCUCAUCGCCACAGUGAAGAGACCUGCAGAGGCUGAAGCCUACAAGAUGCAGCAGCUGGCUGAGGGACAGAAGAUAAAGAAGGUGCUGAUUGCACAGGCAGAAUCUGAGAAGAUCCGCUGCAUCGGUGAAGCCGAGGCCGCCUCCAUCGAAGCGGUGGGAAAAGCAGAGGCUGAGAAGAUGAGGCUGAAAGCUGAAGCCUACCAGCAGUACGGCGAUGCUGCCAAGACAGCUUUGGUCCUCGAGGCUCUGCCCAAGAUUGCUGGUAAGGUGGCUGCACCGCUGUCCAGGACCAACGAGAUUGUCAUCCUGAGUGGAGAAGGCAGCCGUGUCACUGGAGAGGUGAACCGUCUAUUAGCUGAACUCCCCGUGUCCAUCAACGCCCUCACUGGAGUGGAUCUGACUAAGAUCCCUCUGCUCCAGAAGAUGACCAACCCUCAGUGCCAAUCAGCCAUCUGAUGAGUCAGCCCACAGACUUGUUUCACACAGUCCUUCGACAUAUACCUGCCUCAAGCAUGAAAACAGUUUUUCAGCCUCUGACCCCUUAUGCAACUGCCUUUGACCAGAGACACUUGACACCAACCAAGAGGUUUUUUAUAUUUUUAAGAGGAUUUUAAUUUUCUAAAGGAAAAACAAAGCUGGGGCCUUACUCCUAAAGGACCAGACUGUAUGUAUCUUCUGUUGUUUUUAGUUAUGUUAGACACUUUGCUUUAUAUAAAACUGCACUAGUCCGCCAGGGUUAUAUGCUGCAAUCCUGCUCAGUCCUACAAGUCAUGUAAUGCAGACUUGUGGUUUUCUUUUGUUUUGUGUGUUUUGUUUGUUGUUGUCUUUUUAUUUUUGGGAGAGACAAACAUCAGAGUUAGUCCACCUUUAAUGUGGCAGUGUGUAUAGAAGGAAAACACAGACAGACACACACACACACACACACACACACACACACACCCACACACCACUGUCUUCAAUAUUCAGUGCUGGAAAAAGGUCCCAAAAAAUUUAAGGAAAAAUCUGAAUCUCUUCUCUGAGCUCUUUAAAUGUCUUAAUGCCUGAAGUUUGGAGUGCAGCGCUUCUCUGUCAGGUGUUGACAUUUAUUCACCUUUGGAGCAGAUCAAAUUGUGCCAGCUCCGGCCUCAUCAUUUAACAUUCACUCGUCUAAUGCUCAGAGCCCAAUAAAUUAAAUUACUCACAGUAGACUGAGCAAGGUCUGAAAUUGGCAGCCUUUCUUUUCUCUUUGCUUUUAAAACUCUUUUUAAAAUUGCUUUUAGAUUAGUUCAACUUUUAUCUCUCUCUCUGAGGUAACUUGACAGAUUUACAAACAGCUGUUACCCUUCAGGCUUUACAGAUCUUCACCCACUGUGAUUGUAAGAUUUACAGUAUAUUACGAUAUUGUUGGUAUUUGAAUCACUUGUCUGAUCAUAUUUACCUCACGGUAUGUUGUCAUGUUUCCUGUCUUCUGAUGUGCAGUGCCUGUUCACCACUCAAGUGCCCAAACCUUUAGGACAGUGGUUUGGCUGUAGUUGGAUUAAUGCCAGAGUAUAUCACUGUGGCAGAGAUAGACAAUGUUUAAAUAUUGUAACCUGCUUUCCUAACAUUCGUUUAUACUAACAAUAGCGUUAACUUCUCACUUUUGUCACGUGUUUGGAUACAUAGGCAGAUAUAUAAACGCUCUAAAUAAACUUAUAACACAAAGCCAUACAUAGAAAAGAUUAUCCUUAAAAUGGACCCUGGACAGCUGCCAGGCUUACCAACAUUUCUGUUAUACCUCAAGUAGCAAACGGUAGAUGUUCAGGGUCUGAGCUUCAAUCCCCUUUUUAUUUUCCUCCUCCUCAGAUAAUCUGUUACGUUAAUGUUAAUCCUCCUUCUACUCAGAUGUGGUAACAUGUUUCUCACAUGUUGUUCCCUUUUUGCAGAAAGUUGUGUACAUAUUUUCUAACUUUGAAGAGUAAACCCAAACUAAAUCUUUUAUUUUUGAAAGUUACCACUCUGCCACAUAUCUGACCCAACCUGUGGCGACAAUGCAGGAAGUGAAUGUUUCAUUCAGUCGGUCCACAGUAAGGAUUUAAGUUUGAGAAUAAGCAUGUGAACAGUUUGAGCUCAGGUGGGUUCUCUGUGAGGGUUAUCGGUAUCGUGAACAGUCUGUGUGAAUCAUGGUGGACCAAUCAAAUCACCAACUGCAGCAUCUAAACUCAGAGUGGGGUGUAAACUCUUAUUUGAUUGGGUGAAUCUAAUUGUAGUCUGAUACAAUCAUUUAACCGCUCAAAUACAACAGCCAGUGUCCAAAGUGAUGUCAUACAGCAGUAUUGGUGCAGCGUGCAACAUGUUGUGAGUUUUGACCUCUAGAUGGCAGCAGGACUUUAGCCCACGUUAAAUUACUCUUCAGAGUCAAUGAGCCUUUUGUUACUUUCCUGUUGUCAAUGCAGACAUUUAAACGUAAUACUUUCUUAUCGAGCUCCGUGUUUAUUUAGCCAGUUAUCAGCUCGGUUGUGCUGGCCAUGUUUAAUGUUGUGUUCUGCUUCUAGUAAAUCACACAGUGAAUAAUGAUUAACCACUCUUUAAAGCUUGUGAUUUUAAAUGUUUGCUUGUUUUUUUUCAUGUUAUCAGUGACCAUUAUGCAGUUAUCACAGUUACACCAUUUUCUUUAUUUACUGUCAAAUAAACGUGAGGCUUGUGGCUUGUAUGUUCUGAGCAAAUUCAUUCAUCUUGUUUCUGUGUUUCACAUUUUUCUAUCAUAAUCGCCUCCAAGUUCUGAUGUGCUUCUGCAGCUAUUACCUGCUGUAAAUGCGGUGAAAACACUGCGCAGCUUAUCGCAAAUACAAUAAUAUUACUAACCAAUUGUUACAUUCAGUAUGUAAUUCUGAAAUGAAACAUUUAAAAGUGGCCGGUGGUUUUUAACAAGCAAUUAGCAGCACCAAGUAUUCGUCAUUUAAAACAGACAGAGAGCCCCUGAUCAUUGAUGCUGACAGCAGCCUGGCACAGUGGUCUAACAUCAGUGUGUGUGCUCAGGCUGCAGAUGACUGACAGUUCUCCUCUUCACUUACACAUUAAUAGGAAACCUUCACCCACCUAAUUGCACUUGAAGCUUUUUUGUUUGUUUUAUAAGCUAGGAA
Messenger RNA from Scomber scombrus (Atlantic mackerel), 4059 nucleotides. RefSeq names its product flotillin-2a. Bases 116 to 1414 code for a protein of 432 amino acids. Gene Ontology annotation, biological process: regulation of myoblast differentiation; protein localization to plasma membrane. The record is from RefSeq and is a predicted model, not a curated record. The transcript is spliced from 11 exons. NCBI's taxonomy places the organism in Eukaryota, Metazoa, Chordata, Actinopteri, Scombriformes, Scombridae. Gene Ontology annotation, cellular component: plasma membrane.